AUGAUUCAAAAUGGAAGCGGUUUUAGCGAUGAUGACUCGGAAGAUGGCACUGGCGUCGAUGCCUGUGAAAAUGAGUCAACGGGUAGCAGUAGUGAGGACGGGGACUAUGGGAUUGAUGACAACGAUAAUGUGAGGAUCAGCGAGGAAGACGCGUAUCAUCGACUUUUAGAGUAUGCCCUGUACAUGAAGAGCCUGGCUCACGAUUUGCAAGCGAAAUGCGAUGCACCCACGAUGAAAGUUAAUCUGACACAGUUCGUAGGGCGCAGCCUUCUAUUAUUCUCGCCGCGUGCAAGUUCCUCCAGACCAGGCGCAGGGAAAAUGCAGGGAGAGGUUAACCAGCAUUUUAAAUGCAUUUGGCUUUGA
Porites lobata is the source of this 363-nucleotide messenger RNA. NCBI's taxonomy places the organism in Eukaryota, Metazoa, Cnidaria, Anthozoa, Scleractinia, Poritidae. The record is from the annotation of a GenBank genome assembly.